AUGCGUUUUUAUAUUCUAUUAAUUACAAUCAUAUUUCAAUUUGCUUCUGCAGAACUUAAUGAAAAUGAUUAUUAUAAGUUACCAAAAUUAUAUGAUAUGGACGAUUAUAAAUUAUGUGAAAUUAAAGGACAACCGUAUCAGUAUUGUAUUUUUGAAAUUAAUUUAAUUCCAAUUUCCACAAAUACGAGUUCAGUUUUGUGGAACUUAAUUCAGGAAAAUAAUGCCGAUAAAUUAAAAUUUCGACGUGAUGUGCUUGAAAUGGGACGUUGUAUACAAGUUGGAAACGAAACUGAUCUUGAGUUUCAUAAAAAUAUUUUCAAAGCAAAGUUUGAACAGGAUGAGUUAAGUGUGUUGAUGAAAAAAGUGCAAUGUAAAAAGUUCGAGAUAAAACCUUUCGAUUAUUUAGAUAUUACGGCAAUUGUAAUUUUAGGAUUGAUUUUCUUAUCUGUGAUAAUUUCAACAUUAAUCGAUAAAAAUAUGCCUGAUUUAAGAAAAACUUCUUUUGCCUUAAAAUGUGUAUUAUGUUGGUCGUUAAUAAAAAAUGUGAAACAGUUAACAACCAUAAAAAACUCUCGUGAUUUUUGA
Chrysoperla carnea is the source of this 585-nucleotide messenger RNA. RefSeq lists its product as uncharacterized. The record is from RefSeq and is a predicted model, not a curated record. The transcript is spliced from 5 exons. NCBI's taxonomy places the organism in Eukaryota, Metazoa, Arthropoda, Insecta, Neuroptera, Chrysopidae. The coding region runs from base 1 to 585 and encodes 194 amino acids.